Messenger RNA from Lates calcarifer (barramundi perch), 2208 nucleotides. It is a transcript of the gene irx5b, whose product is annotated as iroquois homeobox 5b. Gene Ontology annotation, biological process: regulation of transcription by RNA polymerase II; cell development; neuron differentiation. Lineage: Eukaryota; Metazoa; Chordata; Actinopteri; Centropomidae. Gene Ontology annotation, molecular function: RNA polymerase II cis-regulatory region sequence-specific DNA binding; DNA-binding transcription factor activity, RNA polymerase II-specific. The coding region runs from base 241 to 1482 and encodes 413 amino acids. The transcript is spliced from 3 exons. Gene Ontology annotation, cellular component: nucleus. The record is from RefSeq and is a predicted model, not a curated record.
GCAGGUCCGCUCAGUCCGGCAGCAGCGGGAGCGGGAAACUUGCAGCACAAACACACAAACUGAAUCCAGCAGCGUCCUGCGAUGCUCCUGAAUGCUGCUCCGGUUGUAAACCUCCUCUUCCCUCCUGCUCUUCUUCCUCUCUGUCCUCUCUUCCUCCUGCUGUCUUGGGCUAAAUCGCGCGCCUUCGCUCUCCGAUGUGAGUUCGUCCGUGCGUAAUAGUCCGGCUCCGCGCGCGCCGUCAUGGCUUAUCCUCAGGGCUUCCUCUUCCAGCCGUCCGUGUCUCUGGCUCUGCACUCCUGCCCGUCCUUCAGCUCCGGGGUCAUCUUAGGACCGAGGACGGAGGAGCUGGGCCGCUCCUCUUCGGGCUCCGCCUUCGCUCCGUACUCGGGAUCGGCGACCUCUCCCGGAUUCAACUCGCACCUCCCGUACGGCGGAGAGCCCCGGGCCGCCGCCACACUCAGCUCCUUCGUGAGUCCAGGCUACGACCCGUCCUCCGGCAUCUCCGGCUCCUUAGACUACCACCCGUUCGGGGCCAUGGGGCCCUACCCGUACGGAGACCCCACCUACAGGAAGAACGCCACGCGGGACGCCACGGCCACGCUGAAGGCCUGGCUCAACGAGCACCGCAAGAACCCCUACCCCACCAAGGGGGAGAAGAUCAUGCUGGCCAUCAUCACCAAGAUGACCCUGACCCAGGUGUCCACCUGGUUCGCCAACGCCCGCCGCCGCCUGAAGAAGGAGAACAAGAUGACCUGGACCCCCAGGAACAGGAGCGAGGACGAGGAGGAGGAGGACAACAUCGACCUGGAGAGGAACGACGAGGACGAGGAGCCGAUGAAGACGAGCAACGACGAGACAGAGACCAAGAGCGAGGCCGCUGGCCAUCGUCCGUCCUCGGGGGGAGCCUCCUGUGUGUUGACGUUCAGAGACGACAGCGACACCGACCGAGGCUUCACGGACCCGGACAGGCCGCCCCUCAUCCCGGGCCCCGCCCCCACGGGCCCCCCCUCUCCCCAGAACCUCCCGCUCGGGAUGCUGAGAGCGUCAGAGCUGGAGCACACGCCGAGCCCGCCGGCCAAGGAGCACGGAGACUCCUGCGGCGCCAUCCAGGGGCCAAACACGGCCCCUAAACCCAAACUGUGGUCCCUGGCUGAGAUCGCCACGUCCUCGGACAAAACUAAAGGACCUAAUGAGUCCUCUCAGAGCGGGGGGGCCUCCACGCCCCGGACCCCGUUCCCCCACAGCCCCGCCCUGCCCCGACACCUCUACUACACCUCCCCCUUCAUCCCGGGAUACUCCAACUACGGCCCCCUGGGGCCCCUGCACGGCAGCCCCGGCUCACACUUGGCCUCCGCGACGCAUUUAAACGGAUUACAGCAGACGAUGCUGCAGAGAGCCGAGGCCGCGGCCAGAGACUGUAAACUGCGCAGUCAGAGUCAGCUGGAGCUGCACGAACUCAAGAAGGGCAUGACGAACAUGUAGAGCCCGGGACACGCUCACACUUAUUUAUUAGGACUGAACAGCUGAUCGGGAUUCUGCCCGGAGACGUCCCGGAUCCCAGAGAACGAUGACACAGACUGAAGGCCUCACUCAGGCCUCAGACUUUUAUUUAGAAACAAAUAUCCAGCUUUUCUAUGUUGAUCAGAUGUAAUCUUUGUAGUGCGUUUCUGCACAGAACAUGAAGUAUCAUUAAAAACUAGUUUUAUUAAUACACAACUGAUGACCUGACAUUUUUCAACAGAAACCUCGAGUGCGGUCAGUCAGCUCAGACAGUCAGAACACAAUGAGAGCUCAAUGAAGGAUUCUGCAGCUUCUGAGAGGGUUUAAAAAACAAGUUUUAAACCUCGGCCACAGGAUGAACAGAUUUUACAUCUGACCCAGUGAGGAUGUCACGAUCUCUGACGUCCUUUCAGAAUAAAGCUCAGAGGAAACAGAAGCUGCAGAGCUUCAUUCAGAAUUCUCCUGAUCUGAACUUUCCUUCAGUCUCACAGUGAAACACUGACACCAGGACUGUGAACAGGCUGUUUCUGGCCUGCGUGUCCGUGUUCACGUUUCCAUCAGAUCAGCACAGACGUUUUCAUUUCCUUCAGAAAAAGCAGCAGAAGGAAAAACUCACAGAUCCACGUUAAAGUCAGUCAGCAGUAAACACCACAUCAACAGAGACGCUCUGCUGGUUCUCUCCUGCAGCUGUGAUCAGACCUCAGCUUC